Messenger RNA from Phaeodactylum tricornutum CCAP 1055/1, 2966 nucleotides. RefSeq lists its product with no specific name. The transcript has a single exon. Gene Ontology annotation, biological process: chorismate biosynthetic process; shikimate metabolic process. The record is from RefSeq and is a predicted model, not a curated record. Gene Ontology annotation, molecular function: 3-dehydroquinate dehydratase activity; shikimate 3-dehydrogenase (NADP+) activity. Lineage: Eukaryota; Bacillariophyta; Bacillariophyceae; Surirellales; Neidiaceae. Bases 168 to 2675 code for a protein of 835 amino acids.
CGGCCGCUUUGAACCGACUGGAACCGAGAGCCACUUUCACCAUAGGCAGAGCGCAUAAGGACCUAGCGGGACUAUCAUUUCACGGCUCCAAGCUUCUUCACAGGGCGCGCUCGUCGUUUUUGCUGUCUUGCUUCAUUGAAGACUUCGAUCGAACUCCGAACGCAAGAAUGAAAUGUUUUGGUAACCCUCUGCUACUGUUACUACUGGUUUGCUUUGUGCCUUUGACGCUAAGCUUUGUGCAUGGAGUGUUCGGUCGGCCAAACAAACAGAAUAAAGGGAUUUGUGUCUCUGCCUCUUUGCAAACUGCGCCGAGAGGUUCGUCGGAUCCUGGUGACGACCGUCCUGGGAACAUGUUUUUCGAGUACGACAAGCCCGUCGUUUUGUUGGGCUGCUCGAGUGCGGCCGGCGACGAACUUUUCCGACUAGCACGGAGCUUACAGAGUUCCCAGAUCGGUGAAAUAGUCACCGUUGCUAGCUAUGAUGAGAAAAAGUGUGAGGUUUCGAUGAUGGGAACGGAAGCUUUGUUGACGGCAAUUGCAGACCAAACAUACCGCUGGCCAAGCGUGAUCGUGUUGGAUUUCGCCGAUAAGGUGUUUGAAACUGCUGACAGUCAACGCGUUGAAAAUCUAGAGGCUCAUCUUAUCGACGUUGCCAAAGUCUUGUACGAAAAUGGCUUGCUUAGUUUGUACGUGAACAUUGAUCCCGUCACAAGCAACAUGAGGGAGGUUGCCAAGGCACGCAAAACACGCUUUGAAGACAACGUUUUUGUGAGAUACUCUGAUUACGAAAUAUGUUUGCGCGAUGAAGGAAGCAACGAGGAAGGCUGGGAGCAUAUAGAAUGGGAAUUGGCAAGAGCAUUUGCGCGGGCCAAGCUAAUUCCUGCUGUUCCUGGUGACAAAACUCGAUCUGCAAACACCGCACACUUGACCAUGGGGCAACAUACCUUUUUUCUCAGCCUUAGUUUUCCAGAAAUUCAGCAGGUUGAACCCUUCGUGGAAGAAAUGUGUCAGGAUGUAGACGCAAUGGAAUACAGGGCCGACUUGCUUAGCUGCCGCGACAGUCGAUUCGAUCUGUUGUAUGGCAUGCAGCUACUGCGAAGAUACUGCCGACCGCAUGUCCAACGUGUACCCGCCUUGCCAUUUGCUGGCGCCGUUUUGGAGGAUGUCAUGCCCAUUGUGUAUACCGUUCGAACACAAAAUCAAGCGGGUACGUAUCCGGACGAUGACGAGAGCGUUGCCAGAAUGUUUGAGAUGCUUCAAUGGGGUUUGCGUGGAGGUGUCGAAGUGCUGGAUGUGGAAAGCGCGUGGGAUGCCCUGAAAACAUCUGAACUUUUGGACUCGGCAGAGUCCCGUUAUUCGAGUUUGAUUCUCGGAAGUCAUCAUGUCGUUGGCAAAACGAUCUCGACGGAAGAAGCUGUAACAUUGUUUCAGCAAUGCGCGCUCGAUGGUCGCUCUCACGGUGCUAAGGUAGUCCUAUCUAUUGACGAUGAAUCGAAAGACCGACUUGCCUACGAUGCAUCAUUGAUUGCUUCGGAACUCUUGAAGUCCGAGGGCAAGCCCGAAAUUCCCAACAUCUCUUUAGUAUUAGGAGACAAAGGAUCCUUUUCUCGAGUUCUUAACCUUCCUUUCACUCCUGUCACGCAUGAAUCACUGCCGUUUAAAGCGGCACCGGGCCAGCUGACGGCGAACGAGAUUAUGACCACGCGCCUGCUGACCAAGGUCUUCAAACCUAAGAAAUAUGCCAUUUUGGGUCACAACAUAGCUUAUUCAGUCAGUCCACAAAUGCAUGGUGCCGCGUUUGCCGCGACUAAAUUGCCUCACGAAUAUAUACGCGUUGAUGUUCCGACGGUUGAAGAGUUUGUGGAGUCGGAUUUUUUCAAGUCGGACGAGUUUGGUGGAACUAGUGUGACAAUUCCCCACAAGCAGGCUAUUAUUCCCUUCCUGGACGUACUCACGGACGCCGCCAAAGCAAUCGGAAGUGUCAACACAGUUAUUGCUAGGGAGGAAUUUGUUGAUGAGACAUUCAGGCGUGUCCUUUCCGGUGACAAUACGGAUUGGCGUGGAAUCUUCAAUCCAUUGAAUCGGCUUCUCGGCGGCGACGUGGACUCCAGCUCCGACUAUGCGCUCAUUCUGGGCGCUGGAGGAACUGCUCGCGCUGCUGCGUAUGUUGCAUCCGAGCUGGGUUUGCAGAUUGUGUAUUACAAUAGAACUCCCGAAAAGGCCAUUGAGCUUGCUGACAAAUUCGGAGGGGUCGUUGUACAAAACCUGGACGCUUCUGCCAAGAAUGAAGGAAGUUUAGGACAUUUGCUUGCCUCGCAUUCGAAAGGGAAAGUUCUUGUUGUAAUCAGCACUCUUCCGGCUAGUGUAAAUUUUGAACUACCUACGUGGUUGGUGGAAGAUGAAAGCAAGAAGCCAAUUGUCUUUGACGUCAACUACAAGCCGUACAAUACGAGGCUUCUUUUACAGGCCGAGGAGGCUGGUUGCAGCGUCGUACGUGGAUCAGAGAUGCUAUGGGAGCAAGGCAUCGGCCAGUUCGAACUCUGGACCGGGCGAACAGCACCAUACCGAAUUAUGAAAGAAGUCGUGUUGCAAAACUGCGGAGGGAAACAGGUUGAGAACGACGACUGCGCAACCGUUGUUAAAUCGGAUGCGAUCAUACCAGAAGUCUUAGAAUAGGUCUACGCUCUGAAUGGAUCCCACAUUGAAUUAAACUUACGGCCUAUGUCUUGGAGAGGAGCAUGCCUAUCAACAAUCCAAACCUUUUGUCGAUGCACUGUCUCAGCGUCACAACACGGCCUCGGCAUCCACACCGGCUUUGCUUCUGAGAAUUGGGGUGCUGUCACCCCAUUGUGUGCCGCAAGUAUUUACAUAGGAUACCUGUCUUUGUGACGCUUUAAUUCCCAAGGACAGAAAUUUGAACAAAAUUGGAUUGUCAAUCCGUAAAUAUAUACAAAAUGGUUUACAGUU